Pantherophis guttatus is the source of this 9347-nucleotide messenger RNA. It is a transcript of the gene SFRP1, whose product is annotated as secreted frizzled related protein 1. The record is from RefSeq and is a predicted model, not a curated record. Gene Ontology annotation, biological process: canonical Wnt signaling pathway; non-canonical Wnt signaling pathway. Lineage: Eukaryota; Metazoa; Chordata; Lepidosauria; Squamata; Colubridae. Gene Ontology annotation, molecular function: Wnt-protein binding.
AGAAAGGAAGGAAGAAAGAAAGAGUGGGGAGUUUUUAGCUGGCCGCGGAUUGGCUGGCGGAGGAAAAAAAAAGGGGCUUCCGAAACUCCGGGAGGAAAGAAAAGUCUUCUUCUUUUUUUUCGGUUGCAUCGGGAUCCCGCCGGGCAGGGAGGCUGCAGGCUGGGCUGGGCUGCCCCCCGACCGAAGAGGGAACUUAAGAGGCGGCUUUGGACUCUCUUCUGUCGGUGGACGCUUUGGGUGGGGCUCCCCCGUUUGCUCCCAUUGGGGUUCUUGAGCCCCCCCUUUUUUUAUUUGCAGACCUCCCCAAGAAGAAGCCACAGGCGGGCAGAGCCUGGCCCCCCCCCCCCCGCUUCCUUUUGCAUCUUCUCUCCCUUCUUCCAGCAUGGGCAUCCUCAUCAUCGCUUGUCUUCCCCCGCCAGGUUCCAGUUGGGAUGCCCUAAGGAUGCUCUGGGCAGCCUUAGGCUCCUUCUUUUUCUUCUUCUUCCUGCCCGGCUUGGCCGGAGCCAACGAAUACGACUAUGUCAGCUUCCAGUCGGACAUCAGCUCCUACCAAAGCGGACGCUUCUACACCAAGCCCCCCCAAUGCGUGGCCAUCCCGGCUGACCUGCGCCUCUGCCACAGCGUGGGUUACGACAAGAUGGUCUUGCCCAACCUGCUGGACCACGAGACCAUGGCCGAGGUCAAGCAGCAAGCCAGCAGUUGGGUGCCCUUGCUCAACAAGAACUGUCAUUUCGGCACCCAGCUCUUCCUUUGUUCCCUCUUUGCCCCCAUCUGCUUGGACCGGCCCAUCUAUCCAUGCCGUUGGCUCUGCGAGGCCGUGCGCGACUCCUGCGAGCCCGUCAUGCAGUUCUUUGGAUUCUACUGGCCCGAGAUGCUCAAGUGCGACCAGUUCCCCCAGGAUGAUGUCUGCAUCGCCAUGACCGCCCCCAAUGCUACCGAGGCCUCCAAGCCCCAAGGCACUGCGGUGUGUCCCCCUUGUGACAACGAAAUGAAGUCGGAGGCCAUCCUGGAGCACUUGUGCGCCAGUGAGUUUGCCCUGAAGAUGAAAAUAAAGGAGGUGAAGAAAGAAAACGGGGACAAGAAAAUCAUCCCCAGGAAGAAGAAGGCUUUGAAACUGGGCACCAUCAAGAAGAAAGAACUGAAGAAGCUCGUCUUGUACCUCAAGAACGGGGCAGACUGUCCUUGCCACCAGCUGGACAACCUCAGCCACCAGUUUCUCAUCAUGGGCCGCAAGGUGAAAACCCAAUAUCUGCUGACGGCCAUCCACAAGUGGGAUAAAAAGAACAAAGAGUUCAAAAAGUUCAUGAAGAAGAUGAAGACUCCAGAAUGUUCCACAUUCCAGUCUGUCUUCAAAUGAUCGGCUGGGGCUGGAGGAAAAGGGGACAUGUUUUCAUUUUAUUUUUCAUUAAUAAAAUUUUAAUUUUUUUUUAUAUUUUAUAUAUAUAUAUAUAUAUAUAUAUAAAACAAAUAUAUAUAUAUAUAUAUAUAUAUAUAUAUAUAUAUAUAACAGGCCCUGAACUUGCACAGACUGAUUGGGUGGUUCACGUAACAUUUUGGCUUCUUCAACUUUUGUGGAUACUGAUUUUUCUGCCUUCUUUUCCAAUUUGUGCCUUUAGAGUUUUCUCGCAUUCUUCUUGCCUGUUUCUCUCUUUCCCGCCCCCCCUCCAAUCCCCAGUUCAAGGGCAUCCACUGGGGAAGGAAGAAGGUGGGCAAAGAAGUCAAGAUGGCGUCCGUGAUCAUGUGAUCAAAGUCCCACCUCUUUUUUGACGUACAUUGUGUGACACGUUAAAAAAAAAAAUGGGGGGGGGGUAAGGCCAGUGGUGAAGUUCAAAAAUUUUCUCUACCGGUUCUGUGGGCAUGGCUUGGUAGUGGUGGAGUCAUGUGACUGGGUGGGCGUGGCCACCUUUUAAAAAAAAAAAAUUAACUAAAGAAGGUUUUAAAAAAGUUCCUAUGAUCAGCUGUGAAAAUGAGCUGUGCCCGUGAUCGUCAGAAUGUUUUUUUAAAAAACUUCUUAAAGCAUUUUUUUUUGCUACCAGUUCGGGGGAAUACGUAGUAAAAAAAUGCUUUAAAAAGUAGAAAAAAGGUUCCGACUAUCGCACGGCACAGCUGAUUGUCACAGCUGAUUGUCACAGCUGAUUGUCACAGCUGAUUGUCGAAACCUUUAUUUUUUUAUUCUUUUAAAGCAUUUUUUUUAACUAAAAAAGGUUUUUAAAAAGUUCCGAUGAUCAGCUGUGAAAAUCAGCUGUGCCCGCGAUCGUCAGAAUGUUUUUUUAAAAAAAUUUUAAAGCAUUUUUUGUUUUGCUACCGGUUCGGGCAAAUAGGUAGUAAAAAAAUGCUUUAAAAAAUAGAAAAAAGUUUCCCACGAUUGCACGGCACAGCUAAUUGUCACAGCUGAUUGUCACAGCUGAUUGUCACAGCUGAUUGUCGGAAUUUUUAAAAACUUUUUUAAAGCAUUUUUUUUACUACCUAUUCACCCAAACCGGUAGCAUUUCACCCCUGGGUAGGGCUUCCCUCAUAUGGUUGCCGCUGCUAUUUUUGAUUUUCCUGCACCCCACCUCAAUGUCUCUGUCUCGGUUAUAUCCUCAUUAGGGAAUGUUCAAAAUAUGCAAACAUAUUUAUACACUUUUGGGGUGGGGGAUUGUGCCCAGAUCUCUCUACAACCAGCUAGAAAAAUCAGCCAACUGCAGCACAUCUAUUGUAGCUUUCUGUUUUUAUAUAUAAAUAUAUAUAUAUAUAUAAACCUGACUUUUUUUUUUUAAAAAAAAAAUAGCAUAUAUCACUUUUCACCUUUUUUUUUUUCUUAAGGGACUAUUCCCCAAGUUCUCCUUUUUCCUGGAUUAGUUCCAUGUAGAUGGUCCAUCUUAGUCAGGGAACAUGUGAUAGAAGGCAUGAUAACAUUAAGAAUGCUACGUAGCAGGUUGGAUUUGGCCAUGUAACGAUGCCCCUGUGUGAUAGUGAAUACGAUAACAAAUGACAAUGUACAGUGAAUCUUCACUUAUUCGAUCGGUAUUUUUUGCAAGGCGUAGAAUAGAAUAGAAUAAUUUUAUUUCUAUACCGCCCUUCUCCCGAAGGACUCAGGGCGGUGUACAGCCUAUUAAAAGCACAAGACAAACAUCAAUUAAAAUAAUUUAAAAUUAUUACAUAAUUUGGCUCAAUUUAAAACCCCAGAAAUUUAAAACACCCAAUUUAAAAUUAUUAUGUUGAUAGCCCGGCCUGGCGGAACAACAGGGUCUUGAGUGCACAGCGAAAUACCCGGAGGUCGGAGAUCUUACGCACUUCAUUCCACAGGGCUGGGGCUCCCACAGAGAAGGCCCUCCCCCUGGGUGUCGCCAGCCGACAUAACUUGGCCGAUGGCACCCUGAGGAGACCCUCUCUGUGGGAGCGAACUGGCUGGUGGGAGGCUAUUGGUGGCAGAAGUCGGUCUCGAAGGUACCCGGGUCAUAAGCCAUGGAGCGCUUUAAAGGUGGUGACCAACACCUUGAAUCACACCCGGAAGACCACUGGGAGCCAGUGCAGCUCGCGCAGGAGGGGCGUCACAUGGGCGCAACAAGUUGCGCCCAUAACCACCUGCGCGGCCGCAUUCUGGACCAGUUGGAGCCUCCGAGUGCUCUUCAAGGGGAGCCCCAUGUAGAGAGCAUUACAAUAGUCAAGCCAAGAAUUACCGAAAAGGAGGUGUCCGUCUACACUGUAGAAACGAAAAGAAAUGGAAACAACACUAGAUUGUUUCAACUCGGCUCUGAAGGAUGCAGUAAGAAAAUUACUAGGACUACCGAAGCAUUCAUUUAUGUAAUGCUAGUGGGUUUUACCCCCGGGAAGGUGGGUUUUUUUAUUUAGAUGAAUGGCAUUUUUGCCUGUUGAGCAGAAAUUGCUAACAUGAACCUGUAGGCAGAACCACUUGGAAAUUUAGAGAGAUCUGGAGGCAGAUCAUUUAAUCCCUAAUUCUUCUUUCUGCACCCCCAAAUAAGGGAAGAGGGGAGAGAGAGAGAAAAAAAAUUGAGAGGAGCAUUCAGUUUCUUCAAUAACCCAGAAAACAAAAGAGGAAAGUGUCAUAUAAGGACAGUUCAAGAGAUUGAAUUUCAACAGAUUAAUUUUAGAAUAACAGAGUUGGAAGGGACCUUGGAGGUCUUCUAGUCCAACCCCCCACCCAAGUAGGAGACCCUACACCAUUUCUGACAGACGACAGUCCAGUCUCUUCUCGAAAGCCUCCAAUGAUGAAGCUCCCACAACUUCCGAAGGCAACUUCUCUUCCAUGGGUUGAUUGUUCUCACUGUCAGAAAAUUUCUCCUUAUUUCUAGGUUGAAUCUCUCCUUGUUCAGUUUCCAUCCAUUGUUCCUUCUCUGGCCUUUGGGUGCUUUGGAAAAUAGCUUGACCCCCUUCCUCUCUGUGGCAGCCCCUCAAAUAUUGGAACUCUGCUCUCAUGUCUCCCCUGCUCCUUCUCUUCACUAGAGUAGCCAUGCCCAGUUUCUGUAACUGUUCAUGUUUUAGCCUGUAGUCCUCUAGAAAUGGGGGAGGAACGAUCCAUGGGGAGGGGUACAUGGUGAUAUUGAGACUUAAUCAGUGGUGGGAUUCAAAUAAUUUAACAACUGGUUCUCUAUCCUAAUGAUUUCUUCCAACAACCAGUUCACCAAACUGCUCAGAAAGUUAACUACCGGUUCUCUCGAACUGGCUGAAUCCCAUCACUGGACUUAAUUAUAUAUAGACUCCAGACUACUUUCACACAACCAGAUUCUGAUAGAUUCUGUAAUUAAUUUGGGAUUGGGGGCUGUGUGAGUUGAAACAAAAAAUGGGAGAGGGAGGAAAGAGUAUAUGGGUGGUCAGAAAAAUAAAAGAUGGACAAUCCCAACAUCUUUCUUCCUGCCCACUGCUUACCUGUCCUAACCCCACCUAUAGAGUUACAUAACAUUUUCAUGAAAAAGGUGGCCCUUGACAUAAACUUACCCAACCUCAUCCUGGAUUGGGUGGGUUAGCAGCAGAAAUAUAAUUGCUUGCAUAAACCUUCACCCUUUGCAAGGCGAUCCAUCUGGCAUUAACACCUUCCCAGAAAUGGAAUACGUUGUGUGCCAUAAUGUGAAAAACGUAGGGAUCCCAAAGGGCAACCUCAAAAUAGGGAUAUUUCUCAUACCUGGCAGUAUUUUCAUUUUUACUACAAAUGCUGAUAUUUGGCCAUAAUUUGAUUGAACCACAAUGAGAUUUCACAUGGCUCAUGACAGCCAUCUCUGUUCAGCCAUUUACUUACGAUACAAAUAUUGUGCAUUUCUAUCUCUCUAUCUAUCAUCUAUCUAUCAUCUAUCUAUCUAUCUAUCUAUCUAUCUAUCUAUCUAUCUAUCACCUCUCUCUCUCUCUCUCUCUCUCUGUAUCUCUCUAUCUAUCAUCUAUCUAUCAUGUCUCUCUAUCAUCUCUAUCUAUCAUAUCUAUCAUCUCUCUCUCUAUCAUUUCUCUCAUUAUCUAUCUAUCUAUCUAUCUAUCUAUCUAUCUAUCUAUCUAUCUAUAAGGGACGCAGUGGCUCAGUAGCUAAGACACUGAGUUUGUCGAUCGAAAAGUGGGCAGUUCAGUGGUUCGAAUCCCUAAUGCCGCGUAAUGGGAUGAUCUCCCAUUACUUGUCCCAGCUUCUGCCAACCUAGCAGUUCUUGAAAGUCCGUAAAAAAAAUGCAAGUAGAAAAAUAGGGGACCACCUUUGGUGGGACGGUAACAGCGUUCCGUGCGCCUUUGGCAUUUAGUCAUGCUGGCCACAUGACCACGGAGACGUCUUCGGACAGCGCUGGCUCUUCGGCUUAGAAACGGAGAUGAGCACCGCCCCCUAGAGUCGGGAACGACUAGCACAUAUGUGCGAGGGGAACCUUUACCUUUACCUUUUACUAUCCUUCAGCCUUACAUGGAGUUAGAUCAUAGAAAGGAACAAGAUCCUUAGUCUUUUCCAUUCCAUGAAUGACUCUAUCUGGAUUUUUUAUUUGGUAGCUUCCUUUUUGCUCGAUUUCUUGGUAUUUCCAUCCACCACUUGGUGUUUCCAUGUGCCUCUUCCUUAGUGGAUAAUUUUGUGGGUAAAUGUGAGAUAAUAAAUCUCGAGAGAUGCGAGUGGACUGGAGUUUGUGCCUUUAAGAAGUUCUGUUCUCUUCUGUUUUCAUUUUUCUGCUGUUAACCAUUUUCUCUAAAGAUAGCCUCACUGAAGAAGGAGGGGAAUAUAUCCUGAAGGAAUCUUGCAUUCUUUUUAGACCAUUCUGGUAUCUUUGCACGAAGUUCUAAAAUGACCACUGUUGAGGUUUUCAAACUCCAAAAGGCCAUGGCAGCAAGUUAAUCCUCUGCAGAAGGCCACUGAUGGAAUAAUAAUAAUAAUAAUAAUAAUAAUAAUAAUAACAACAACAACAACAACAACAACAACAACAACAACAACAACAUAAGCUUUGUUUUCCAGUCUUAUUUUGAAAUACUGUCAGGUGCUAUCCAUCAUGGAUAUUGGGGAAAAACAGGAAGUUGGCUCAUAAUUGAAAGCUGAGAAAGAGAUGAUCCAACAUAACAAUUGUUUGAAUUAUGUUUUGCUGCCAAAUCCUUACUUUUGCCGUUUUCUGACUCCCUGCCAAUGUCAUGUUUCCCAGACAAUGACACAAUAUUGCUUGUUAUUUCAAAUAAGCCACGAUGUAGAAAAGUUAGUGCAGAUGUUUCUGGCUUCGUCAAUGCGUUUCCAUCUUACAACUUUGCAUCUUUGUUUGUGCUUUCCCUCUUAAAUAUUGAGAUUCUAAAACUUGGCUAAAGCAAUGGCUUUCAGACAAUUAGGUGUGUGUGUGUGUUUGAGGAUGUUGUGGGUGAUGAGAUGACCACAAAAAAGUGCAAAAAAAGAUGCAUCUCUAAAAGAACCAGAGAGCCCCUUGACAAUUGAAAGGCAAGUCUAUCCCCAUUCUCAAAAGUUCUUCUCGUUUGUUGAUGCAUCAACAAAGCUUAUUGCCCGAUCGAUGCUCCAUUUUAUAAAAUUAAGAAUGUUUCCAAAUCCUUGCUUUCUUUUAAGAAAGUUUAUUACUAGUCUUGUGCAUAGUAGAUUCACACAACUGCUAGACUAGACUAAAAUGGAGCUCGAUAGUAGUUGAGCUUACUUAUGGGAAUCUACCAUUAUUUGUGCUCCCUCAAGGUCCCUCAGACCAUCUCAAUAUGCCAAAUAAUAGUUUCUUUGGGUAUUACAUAUUAAGGAUACACAACCAAUGUGAUUUGUUAACCAGGUAAAGAUUUAAUCUGUUGCAUGGAUGAUAUGGGUUAGAGAGUUGAAUUUGUUUCAGGUCCGGUGGGAAUGGCCUGUUUUAUUGGACAAAUCAACCAUCUGCAUGUUGUCACAUAUAGGUUGGGUUCAUACAACAUGCAGUUCCCUAACCUGUCUGUGACUCAGACAAAUGGUUAUCCAACAUCUUCUUAAAAACGUCCAGUGUUGAAGCACUCACUUCUGGAGGCAAGUUGUUCCACUGAUUCAUUGUUCUAACAGUCAGGAAAUUUCUCCUUAGUUCUAAGUUGCUUCUCUCCUUGAUGAGUUUCCACCCAUUGCUUCUUGUCCUGCCUUCUGGGUGCUUUGGAGAAUAGCUUGACUCCCUCUUCUUUGUGGAAGCCCCUGAGAUACUGGAACACUGCUAUCAUGUCUCCCCUAAGUCCUUCUUUUCAUUAAACUAGACUCAUCUCAGAAAGUUCUUCCAAGUAAAAAUGAAUGGGAUUACAUCCUUCAGGACUCCAAUUUUCCUAAGAGAUGCCAUUGACAAGAGAGGAAAUCUGCUCCUGGGAUGCCAUACCUGGCCUCCUUCCUUUCCUCCUGUAGUGCAAAUAUUGGGAAGUCCAAGUCUCCAGUUUACCUGGAAGAUGUGUAAUCGCUGACUCCCAGCACUGACUAUCAAAUGACCUUCAGAAGAAGAAAGACUUAUAUACAGCAAUCUCAUUUCUCCCAGCAAGCAACACAACACCAGUAUGGUUAGUUCUGAUGGCCUGCUCCCAAUUGACUCCUUCCAGUUAAUAUCUAUUAGGGGCUACGGAUCUGAUUCAAAUCAUCGAUCCAGCUAAAAAUGCUGAUGAGAUCUAAUCCCAUCGUUUCAGCAAAUGGUUCAUACAAAGAGUUUAUUUUCCCUGCCCCUAUUCUUUGUCCAAGCUGCUCUCCCUAAAUCACUGCUAUCUGAUGAGAAACGUGAGUUUUUCCCUCACUUGAUGGUCUCUCGUUCUCCUGAUCCCAGGCCACUCACGGAAGGUCCCAGCAACAAUAUACAUUUGAAGGAACCAUACCUGAACUCCAAGAUGAAUCUAUGGUUAUUUUUCCCGACUUCUGCAUGCCCAGAUGAAAUUUCGAUCCUCUUGGCUUCUAAAUAAUCAUCACCACAAUAUAUUUUUUUUAACCCCUUCUGUGGUCGUGACAGUAUGUUUCUGGGGUACACAAAGAGGUGUGAGAUUGAAGGAGGCUUGGCAUAUUGAAGGCAAAUCAGACAGAUUGUUCAAAGUCGUUGCUAAGAAAGGGGGUGACAUUUAAAGGGGGACAGGAAGAGGACUUGAAUAGAAAGCUGUGCUUGACUCUUAACUUGGCAUUCAAGGAAUCACACUUUCCGUCCGCGGAAAUUCCAGGGAGAAAGGAGAUAUGAGCCAAGUUAUAAUGGCGGGAUUCAAUUGUUUUUACUACCGGUUCUGUGGGCGUGGCUUGGUGGGCGUGGCAUGGUUUGGUGGGUGUGGCAGGGGAAGGAUACUGUAAAAUCUCCAUUCCCUCCCCACUCUAGAGGAAGGAUACUGUAAAAUCUCCAUUCCCUCCCCACUCCAGGGGAAGAAUACUGUAAAAUCUCCAUUCCCUCCCUACUCCAGGGGAAGAAUACUGUAAAAUCUCCAUUCCCUCCCCACUCCAGGGGAUGUUACUGCAAAAUCCGCAUUGCCUCCAGAUCAGCUGGGACUCAGGAGGCAGAGAACAGAUGGGGGCGGGGCCAGUCAGAGGUGGUAUUUAUCGGUUCUCCGAACUACUCAAAAUUUCCGCUUCCGGUUCGCCAGAACUGGUCAGAACCUGCUGAAACCCACCUCUGGGGUAGGUGCUUGAUACCUACGGCUUGUGAUUUGAUUCGUUGGUUAACUUCUCUACCGUGCUAAUGAAAACAACUACCCCAAUUCGAUUUCGAUGGCAUGUUUAGCUGCCAGCAAAGUCUGGAUCAACUUCCUCUUAUGUUGUGUCAACCCUGGGAAAUAAAGCCCCUGCUUUUCAUUUUCAAACAGGAAUGCAUAUUUGUAUCGAAUUAAAACUGCUUAUCUGCCGUUUCUGCCUACGACUUUGGAGAGAGCAAGUAUGCGUGUUUGUUUUUCUAGAGUGUUUCCUCAAUUAUGUAUUCAUUUAACUAAAAUUGCUGAAUUAACCAGUC